This is a messenger RNA of Aspergillus wentii DTO 134E9, 963 nucleotides long. Its product is annotated as dimethyladenosine transferase. The record is from RefSeq and is a predicted model, not a curated record. Bases 1 to 963 code for a protein of 320 amino acids. Gene Ontology annotation, cellular component: mitochondrial matrix. The transcript has 4 exons. Gene Ontology annotation, biological process: rRNA methylation. Gene Ontology annotation, molecular function: rRNA (adenine-N6,N6-)-dimethyltransferase activity. NCBI's taxonomy places the organism in Eukaryota, Fungi, Ascomycota, Eurotiomycetes, Eurotiales, Aspergillaceae.
AUGCCAAAAGUAAAACAGGGGAAGCGCAACAGCGCUUCUCAAGCGAAUCCUUAUGCAGAUGCCGUCGCUAAAACGAAGGCUGCCAACAGCAUAUUCAAAAUGAACACAGACAUUGGUCAGCACGUCUUGAAGAAUCCUGGAAUUGCCCAGGCCAUUGUGGACAAGGCCGAUCUGAAGCAGAGCGAUGUCGUUCUUGAAAUCGGUCCUGGUACAGGUAACCUGACUAUGAAAAUCCUCGAAAAGGCCAAGAAAGUUAUCGCUGUUGAAUUGGAUCCUCGAAUGGCGGCGGAGGUCACCAAACGAGUCCAAGGAACUCCCGCACAGAAGCGCCUGGACGUUAUUCUGGGCGAUGUGAUGAAGACCGAGCUGCCGUAUUUCGACGUUUGCAUUAGCAAUACCCCGUAUCAGAUUUCCUCCCCCCUCACAUUCAAACUUCUCGCAACCUCGCCAGCGCCUAGAAUCUGUAUUCUCAUGUUCCAACGAGAAUUUGCUCUCCGUCUUUUUGCCAAACCAGGUGAUAAGCUCUACAGUCGACUUUCUGUCAAUGCUCAGAUGUGGGCCAAGAUCGAUCAUAUUAUGAAGGUUGGCAAGAACAAUUUCAAACCUCCACCAUUGGUGGAAUCGAGUGUGGUCCGCAUGGUUCCCAAGAAUCCAAGGCCGCAGAUUAAUUAUGAUGAGUGGGACGGACUUCUGCGAAUCCUUUUCGUGAGAAAGAAUAAAACCAUCCGCGCCAGCUUUAUCGGGAAAUCCACGGUUAUGGAUUUGUUGGAAGCGAAUUACCGGACGUGGUGUGCCCAGAACGACAUUCCGAAAGGCAAGGUAGCGGAAUUGGUACGGGAGAAGGUACGACAGGUUUUGGAAGAUGAAACUAAACUUGCAGACAAGCGUGCAAGGAUGUGUGAUGAAAAUGAUUUUCUGAAGUUGUUGUGGGCUUUUAACCAGAAGGGCUUCCACUUCAGCUGA